Nanorana parkeri is the source of this 827-nucleotide messenger RNA. RefSeq names its product dynein axonemal light chain 1 (gene DNAL1). NCBI's taxonomy places the organism in Eukaryota, Metazoa, Chordata, Amphibia, Anura, Dicroglossidae. Gene Ontology annotation, molecular function: protein kinase binding. Bases 65 to 643 code for a protein of 192 amino acids. The transcript is spliced from 8 exons. The record is from RefSeq and is a predicted model, not a curated record. Gene Ontology annotation, cellular component: cytoplasm.
CGCGCCUGCGCAGUGAGGUCAGUCGUCUCCUAGCAACCAGAAGAGCGACGGUAGCAACUAAAAGAUGGCCAAAGCAACAACCAUUAAAGAUGCCUUAGUCAAAUGGGAAGAAAAGACGGGGCAGAAGGCUUCUGAAGCAAAGGAGGUUAAGCUGUAUGCACAGACCCCGCCCAUUGAAAAGAUGGAUGCAUCUCUGUCCACAUUGGUCAAUUGCGAGAAAUUGUCUCUUUCCACCAACUGCAUUGAAAAGAUAGCUAACCUGAAUGGUCUGAAAAAUCUCAGAAUAUUGUCUUUGGGAAGGAAUAACAUAAAGAAUUUGAAUGGAUUGGAAGCAGUCGGGGAAACCCUUGAAGAACUUUGGAUCUCAUACAAUUUACUUGAAAAGUUAAAGGGAAUUCAUGUCAUGAAAAAGCUGAAAGUACUUUAUAUGUCCAACAAUGUAGUGAAAGAUUGGGCGGAAUUUUCCAAGCUGGCUGAUCUGCCAUGUUUGGAGGAUCUGGUUUUUGUGGGGAAUCCUCUGGAGGAAAAACACACGUUAGAGGGAAAUUGGAUGGAGGAGGCAACUAAACGUCUCCCUAAGCUGAAGAAACUGGAUGGAACUCCAGUCAUUAAGCAGGAAGCUGAGGAGGGAGAUGACUCGUAAUCUUUUUUGCUUUUUCAUUUUCUUUUUAAGUUAUUUAAACCGUUCCAGAAACACAGAGAUGCUUUUUAUAAACCUUUUUUGUAUAUUUAAAAAGAUUUGAAUAGUUUCCUUUUUUAUGUUUUUAAGUUAUCAUUGAUGCAAGGCAUUAUUUCAAGUGUGACUUAAUUAUCCGAAAGGAUCACUC